This is a messenger RNA of Miscanthus lutarioriparius, 315 nucleotides long. Lineage: Eukaryota; Viridiplantae; Streptophyta; Magnoliopsida; Poales; Poaceae. The record is from the annotation of a GenBank genome assembly.
AUGAGGAGGCCUCAGGUGAUACUCGUCGUCACUCUGGCUGUUCUCGGCGUCCUCGCAGCUCUGCAGCCCGGCGAAGACAACUGCGGUGUUUGCAACAAGAAGCUCCCGCCGGAGUGCCAGUGCAAUGACAUCUCGGUGCGCGGGUGCCACCCGGAGUGCAAGAAGUGCGUCAAGCUCGGUGCAGGGGUUCCUCCCGGCGGCGGCCCCGGCCCCGUCGUCACCUACCGCUGCGCGGACAUUCUCACAAACUUCUGCAAGCGCCGCUGCACGCCGGCGCCGCCGCCGGAGGCGGCGUUCCUGGGUGGUGUCUUCUGA